Molecule: messenger RNA, 5318 nt
Organism: Notothenia coriiceps (black rockcod)
Lineage: Eukaryota; Metazoa; Chordata; Actinopteri; Perciformes; Nototheniidae
Product: vinculin-like
Exons: 24
Coding region: 217-3624 (1135 amino acids)
Biological process (GO): cell adhesion
Cellular component (GO): actin cytoskeleton
Molecular function (GO): actin filament binding; structural molecule activity
Source: RefSeq, a predicted model, not a curated record
CACCGACCGUCUGAGUCCAGCCUUAUUCGAGGUGCUCACCAGAGGAGACGGUGCACCCUGGGAGGAGAGACGCUGGACUGAGAACUCGGGAUUUGUCCUCCUGUCGGUGUCGGUGAGGAGAGGAGAGGGAAGGAGAGGAGAGGAGAGAGGGGGAUCUUCAGUGCUGGAACCACCAGCUGCCUUUCUUCUGUCGGGGCUGCGGUAAAGUCGUUCACGAUGCCGGUGUUUCACACCAAGACCAUUGAGAGUAUCCUGGAGCCGGUGGCCCAGCAGAUCUCCCACCUGGUCAUCAUGCACGAGGAGGGGGAGGUGGACGGUAAAGCCAUCCCGGAUCUGACAGUGCCGGUGGCCGCGGUGCAGGCGGCGGUCAGCAACCUUGUACGGGUGGGGAAGGAGACGGUUCAAACCACCGAGGACCAGGUGAUGAAGAGAGACAUGCCUCCUGCUUUCAUCAAGGUGGAGAACUCGAGCUCUAAGCUGGUCCAGGCGGCUCAGAUGCUAAAGGCCGAUCCCUACUCUGUGCCCGCUCGAGAUUACCUGAUCGAUGGAUCCAGAGGGAUCCUGUCCGGGACGUCAGACCUGCUCCUUACCUUUGAUGAAGCAGAGGUGCGUAAGAUCAUUCGGGUGUGUAAAGGGAUCCUAGAGUAUCUAACAGUAGCUGAGGUGGUGGAGACCAUGGAGGACCUCAUCACUUACACCAAGAACCUGGGGCCAGGGAUGACCAAAAUGUCAAAGAUGAUUGAGGAGAGGCAGCAGGAGCUGACGCACCAAGAACACAGACAGAUGCUCGUCAACUCCAUGGGCACUGUCAAAGAGCUGCUGCCGGUUCUAAUAUCAGCUAUUAAGAUUUUUGUAUCAACUAAGACCAGUCGCGGUGCCGGUGUUGAAGAGGCAGAGAUGAACCGGAGAUUUACCUUUGAAAAGAUGAGCGCUGAAAUCCACGAGAUCAUAAGAGUCUUACAGCUCACUACAUGGGAUGAAGACGCCUGGGCCAAUAAGAAGGAUAUGGAGGCUUUGAAGAGAUAUUUGGCUUUGAUUGAGUCAAAGAUGGCACAAGCUAAAGGCUGGCUCAAAGACCCCCAUGGACAACCAGGAGACCCCGGUGAGGUCGCCCUGCAUGUGAUUCUGGAUGAAGCUGGCAAGGUGGGAGAGCUUUGUGCCGGAAAGGAGAGGAAAGAUAUACUGGCAACCAGUAAGGCUCUGGGACAAAUGAGUGACCAGGUUGCAGAUCUCCGAGCCAGAGGACAGGGCCCGACCACAGGGUGUGUGCAGCGUGCAGGCCAGUGCUCGCAGGGCUUGGACUUGUUAUUCGGCAAAGUGGACAAUGCUGCUCGUAGACUGGAGGCUCUAAUCAAUGCCAAGCAGUCCAUAGCCAGGAGGCUGGACGCUGCACAGGCCUGGCUGGCUGAUCCUAACGGCGGUCCUGAGGGGGAGGAGAAAAUCAGAGCGCUACUCGCAGAAGCCAAACGCAUCGCCGAUCUCUGUGAAGACCCCAAAGAGAGGGACGACAUCCUGCGCUCCAUCAGCGAGAUCGCAGGCCUCACCGCCAGACUGGUGGAGCUACGCAGACAGGGUAAAGGGGACAGCCCAGAGGCCCGUGCAUUGGCAAAGCAGAUCGGAGCGGCGCUGCUGAACUUGCAGUCCAAAACCAACCGCGCUGUGGCCAACAUGAGACCGGCCAAACCUGAUGUCACCCUGGAGGGCAAGAUGGAGCAGGCCCUCCGCUGGGUGAGCAACCCCGGAGUGGAAGACAGAGGAGUAGAGUGUGAGAUACUACAGUGGAACACAGGUCAGGCAGCGAUCAGAGGGAUGGUGGGUGAAGGAAAGAGGCUGGCAGGAGGCUUGAUAGGCCCGUACCGGCAGGAUAUGAUUGGACGCUGCGACAGAACAGAAGGUCUAAUGACAAAUUUGGCAGACAUGGCUAGCAGGGGCGAGGCUGAGGCUCCGCAUGCACGAGCUACUGCCGCACAACUGCAGGACAGCCUCAAGGACCUGAGGCGGCACAUGCAGGAGGUGAUGACCCAGGAGGUAUCGGACGUUUUCAGUGACACCACCACCCCUAUCAAACUGCUGGCUGUGGCAGCAACCGCUCCCCCUGAGGCCCCUAACAGAGAGGAGGUUUUUGAAGAGCGUGCAGGGAACUUUGAGGCCCAUGCAGGCCGUCUGGGGGCGACCGCAGAGAAGGCUGCUGCCGUGGGAUCAGCCAAUAAGAGUACAGUAGAGGGGAUACAUGCUGCUGUGAAACAUGCCAGGGAUCUCACACCACAGGUGACAACGGCUGCUGUGAUCUUGUUGAAAAAUCCUGGGAAUAAAGCCGCAUACGAGCACUUUGACACCAUGAAGAAUCAGUGGAUUGACAAUGUAGAGAAACUCACUGGUCUGGUUGACGAGGCCAUCGACACCAAAUCUCUGCUGGAUGCUUCUGAGGAGGCUAUAAAGAAAGACAUCGACAAGUGCCGAGUUGCCAUGGCGAAUGUUCAGCCCCAAAUGCUUGUUGCCGGGGCAACAAGCAUAGCAAGACGAGCCAAUCGGGUCCUGUUGGUGGCUAAGAGGGAAGUGGAAAACUCUGAGGAUCCGCGGUUCAGAGACACGGUGAAAAACGCAUCAGACAUCCUCUCACACACUAUCUCUCCCAUGGUGAUGGAUGCUAAAGCCGUGGCUGGGAACAUACAAGAUAAAGCUCUGCAAAAGGCCUAUUUGGACUCUUGUCUGAGGAUCCUGGCUGCAGUCGGAAAAGUUAGAGAAGCCUUCCAACCUCAGGAGCCCGACUUCCCUCCUCCCCCACCUGACCUGGACCAGCUCCAUGUGAGUGAUGAGCAGGCGCCACCUAAGCCGCCCUUGCCAGAGGGCGAAGUGCCCCCCCCUCGGCCCCCGCCUCCGGAGGAGAAGGACGAGGAGUUCCCAGAGCAAAAGGUUGGGGAGGUGCUCAGCGAGCCCAUGAUGGUGGCCGCCCGGCAGCUGCACGACGAGGCCCGCAAGUGGUCCAGCAAGCCUGUGGAGGAGGAGGCAGUAGAGGAGAGAGAGGUUUAUGAUGAAGAUGAGUUUACUGAUGGUGAGGAUGACUAUGAGCCAGAACUGCUGAUGAUGCCCUCCAACCAGCCUGUCAAUCAACCCAUGCUGGCAGCUGCCCAGGCUCUCCACCAGAUGGCGCGCAAGUGGUCCAGCAAGGGUAACGACAUCAUCGGUGCAGCCAAGCGGAUGGCUCUGCUAAUGGCAGAAAUGUCUCGGCUGGUGCGUGGUGGAAGUGGGAACAAACGAGCGCUGAUUCAGUGUGCUAAGGACAUCGCCAAGGCGUCCGAUGAGGUGACGAGACUGGCUAAGGAAGUGGCCAAGCAGUGCACUGACAGACGCAUCAGAACCAACCUGCUGCAGGUGUGUGAACGAAUCCCUACCAUCAGCACUCAGCUGAAGAUCCUCUCUACUGUCAAAGCCACCAUGCUGGGACGAACAAACAUUAGUGAAGAUGAGUCAGAGCAGGCCACAGACAUGUUGGUGCACAACGCACAGAAUCUGAUGCAGUCGGUGAAGGAGACGGUCAGAGAAGCAGAAGCAGCCUCCAUCAAGAUCCGCACAGAUUCAGGAUGCACCCUUCGCUGGGUGCGCAAGACCCCCUGGUACCAAUAAUCCAACCUGCUCACUGAAACUGUCAAACUUAGCUCUGAUAGCACACCUCGGGUAAAGGUAGCAAUACUCAUCAUGAGUAAACGUGCACUUAUUCAAAGAGGAAACUGAUGAUAGGUACCAUGCAGGUUUAUUAAAUCGAGUUCAGCUUUGCUCUCCAGCUCUCUUUAUCUGUAACUAUGGAAUCACGUAGGCUUAUCUGUGACAGUUUAUAAUAUAUAUUUUUGGUAUGUUGUGUUACAAGAGUAGGUAUAUAUUUUUUUUGCAUGGACAUUUUUCUAUUUUCUAAAGGCAAAUUAUGACAUUUAAGAUACUGAUCUACUAGAAGACAUUUACUUUUAAUUCAGUUCUUUCAGUGAGAGUUUCUUAUUGUCUAUUGUACAUACAGUCAUUAUUUGUUUAAUGGACACUCAGCUAGGAGCUUUAUACACUGAGUUUGACUCUAAAGUGUGGAGUCUUGUGUUGGCCGCUGAGCUCUCCUCUCUUCAUGUUUACGUUAAUAACACUGUUGUUAACUCAAGAAUAAUUCAAAGGGGAAACAUCAUUACUGCUGUCCGGUGAUUUUUAUACUUGAAGAACUAAAAAGGUCUUCUGGAUUAAAUUGUUAGGACUUAUAGGCAAAUGAUACAGUUUCGAAAAAUGAUUGUAUAUUUUAAAAAAUGUAUGGUUGUCAAUAACUAAUGUUGAUUACAGGAAGGUUUGUACUCAGUUGAUAAGAGGUUGUCACAUGAUAUUUGCUGCAUGAAUGUCAGUAAGGGGAAGGAAGAGGUGAGUUGAGAUGUUUUUAAUGUGUGUUUGAGUUCUUUGUUUAACCUUUAUUCAACUUUAACAGUGAAUAAUUCCAAAGGAUUUGUUUUACAUGACUGUAAGCUUCAUAUAAUCUAUUGCAAUUCAGGUUCUUGCAAAUAUCAAAACAGAACUUUUUCUUAUGAGGUACUUUUUGAGGUCUGUUAUUUUUUCUUAGCAAAAGAAAAAGAGUAUUUUCUUUUUUUUUUAAACAAAUUGUGGUGCUUUGUUUCUUUACUCUCUCUGUAACAGUUGAACUGUUUGGGUACUUUAUUCAAAAUUCAAAUAUCAAUACAAGUCAUUUUAAAAGCCAUCAACCUCCUGCAUUUAGAUUUCCACUCUCCAUGUGUGAGCUCAGUAGUCCCAUCCUAAAUGCUCUGAAGCAUAAUCUUCACACAGACUUAACCCCGGUGGUUUAAGAACAAAAAACGUUAUAUUUGAUUAUCAGGCAGUGAUGCCAGUGUUUUUUAUUUGUUGUAGGUUUUUGUCUGGAAUAAUUACACAGCAGACUAUUGAUUUAUGAUUGGUAACUCAAUAUUAAACGCAAUCUGAUUAAUGAAUACAUACAUUUCAUUUGCAACAGUCAUUCAUCAAGUUUUAUUGCACAAUUUUACAAUGGCUGGGUAAAUUCAACUAUUAAAUGGAGAAUCUGUAUGCGUGUGUAUGAGUGAAGCCUCUUCACUUUAUCAGUAUUAGUAAGCCGCCCCCGUGAUGGUUAGUCAGGGCUCUACAUGUUAACCACAUUUUCCUCUUUAUUUGGUGCUACUGAGCAUGUAGCAGUCACUGAUUCACAACGGGGUGAACUUCUGUGUGUACCUGAUGUCUUUACACCCUGAAUGUACUCUGAUAGCUUGUCGCCCUGCCAACACAUCUGCUGUGCCUUGGAAGAAUAAAAGACUAAUAAUGAUUAA